AAGACAUCAUGGCAUCAGUUCUCAAAAACAUUGGAUUAAUACUUAUUAUUGUGCUUCACAUAAAAUACAUUCAACCAUAUCCAGCCGAUGUGUUGAUUGAUGAAAUGCAGGAAGAAGACGAUGGAACGAUUGACUUGAGUCGUUUUGGUGAUGCAAUUUUUGGCGAUCCUGAUGAAAGUGUUGGUAGAAUGGUUGAUGAGUGGACACCAGAAAGUGGAACGAAUGCAGAAGAAUUAGGAAAUUAUUUUGAAGGUGACAUUUUAAUUCCAUUUUCUGAAGCUCGAAACGGAUUAGUAAAGGAAUCAUCAAGAUGGAGAAACAAUAUCAUUCCUUACGUCUUUCAUAGUUCUGUUUCUAGCCAAGACAGGAGUUUAAUUAAUCAGGCUAUUAAUGAAUACCAUGCAAAGACAUGCCUUAAAUUUGUUCCUCGAUCAUCUGAAAAAGAUUACAUUUCGUUUGAGUCAUCAAGUUCUGGAUGUUGGAGUUCAGUUGGUAGAAUUGGUGGCAAGCAAUCUCUUAAUUUGCAAUCUGGAGGAUGCACAAGAAUCGGAACAAUUGAACAUGAAAUGAUGCACGCGCUAGGAUUCCUUCAUGAACAGAAUCGCUAUGAUCGUGACGAUUUUGUGACAGUCAUCAAGCAGAAUAUUAAGCCAGAUACACUUCCAAACUUUGAGAAGGCAAGAUAUGGAGAAACAACUGCGUAUGAUGUAACUUAUGACAAAGGUUCAGUUAUGCAUUAUUCUCCAACUGCAUUUAGUAGAAAUGGACAGAAAACAAUUCUUUCUAAGGAUCCUACAGGAGAGGAAACGAUGGGUCAACGAGAAGGUUUUGCGGAAAGUGAUCUAAUAAGAAUCAACAGACGUUAUUGUGGAGGUUUAAAUCCAGGACAAAGUAGACCUCCUGGACAGUCAGGAUUUACAGAAGGCAAUGGGAGCCCUUCAUAUAUAGACUACAUUGAUAAUGGAAUUCCACCAAAUUAUCCAAACUAUGGUGGAUUUCCAAUGUAUCCACAAGGUCCUCCGUUUGGUGGACAGCCUCAACAUCCUCAAGGACCUCCAAAUAAUGCUUAUCCACCACCAAAUCCUUAUCCACAACCUCAACGACCACCUAGACCAUUUAGACCAUUUUUCAGACCUUCAAUAUUUGGAUAAUGUCAAAUUAAAUAAUUUUUGUUCAAUAAAGUAUUUUACAGCUU
Chironomus riparius is the source of this 1195-nucleotide messenger RNA. NCBI's taxonomy places the organism in Eukaryota, Metazoa, Arthropoda, Insecta, Diptera, Chironomidae. The record is from the annotation of a GenBank genome assembly.